AAUAUUAAUUUACUUCACAGACCUACGUAAACUGUGUCUCUUGGCAACUUGGCACGAGCGCUUGCACCUCUAACAGUUUCAACGGCGCUGUCAUGGAGAUAGUGACGUCAUUCAAGAAAGUCAAUAUCUGCCCAUUGGUGGAUAGUAUCGGUCUGCAGUUACUUAUACAGGAAACUAAUCGAGAACGACGGGCUGUGACGUCAGAUGAAAAGCAGCUCUCCGCUGACUGUAACACAUCAGAUGUUAUGGAUUGUGACGUAGAAUUUAUCCGUAAGCUGAAAGAAAACGAAGAUCCAUGUGACUCCCUAUUUGCAUACAGGAGAUGCAUCCAUCGAAGUACUCGCAAAUGCCAUGACGCUGUUUCUUACAAGGUACGAGAAGGUAUUAAGCACAUCACAAGGGCCUAUCGCAAUGCAAGACUGUGUACGGGAGAAUGA
This is a messenger RNA of Saccoglossus kowalevskii, 437 nucleotides long. RefSeq lists its product as uncharacterized. Lineage: Eukaryota; Metazoa; Hemichordata; Enteropneusta; Harrimaniidae. The record is from RefSeq and is a predicted model, not a curated record. Gene Ontology annotation, molecular function: calcium ion binding.